AUGGAGAUGAAGAGAGGACAUGUACUGGCAGUGCCAUUUCCAGCGCAAGGACACAUCACACCAGUCCACCAAUUUUGUAAACGACUGAUCUCUAAAGGUCUCAAAACCACUCUCGCCCUCACAACUUUCAUUUCCAACUCCAUCAAACCUCACCCAUCUGGUCCAGUAUCCAUAGCCACCAUCUCUGACGGCUACGACCACGGCUUCGACUCAUCUGGCCGCUCCUUCCACGACUAUGUCCAAAGCUUUAAAACCUUUGGCUCCAAAACCAUUGCAGACAUCAUCCGAAAACACGAGACAAGUGAUAACCCCAUCACUUGUAUCGUCUAUGAUUCUUUCUUGCCUUGGGCACUUGACGUUGCAAGAGAGUUUGGUUUAGCUGCAACUCCUUUUUUUACGCAGUCUUGUGCUGUUAACUAUGUUUACUAUCUUUCUUACAUAAACAAUGGAAGCUUGAAGCUUCCUGUUGAAGAGAUGCCUUUUCUUGUGCUUCAAGAUUUGCCUUCUUUUUUAUCUGCUCCUGAAUCUUACAAAGCUUACUUUGAGAUGGUGCUACAACAGUUUACAAACUUUCAAAAGGCUGAUUUCGUACUCGUUAAUACCUUCCAAGAGUUGGAGCUUCAUGAGAUGGUGUUGUUGUCGAAAGUUUGUCAUGUGUUGACAAUUGGUCCAACUGUCCCAUCAAUGUACCUAGACCAAAGGAUCAAAUCAGACACAAAUUACGAUCUGAAUCUCUUUGAUUCACAAGACGCUGCUGUCUGCACCAGCUGGCUGAACAAAAGGCCACAAGGAUCGGUGGUGUAUGUAGCAUUCGGGAGCAUUGCUAAGCUGAACAAUGUGCAGAUGGAGGAACUUGCUUCAGCAGUAUGCAACUUCAGCUUCUUGUGGGUUGUCAGAGAUUUAGAGGAGGAAAAACUGCCAUCAGGGUUUCUUGAGACACUGGACCAAGACAAGAGCAUGGUCUUGAAAUGGAGUCCUCAGCUUGAAGUUCUAUCAAACAAAGCGAUCGGUUGUUUUUUGACUCACUGUGGCUGGAAUUCAACUCUAGAGGCAUUAGCCAUUGGGGUUCCCAUGGUAGCUAUGCCUCAAUGGAUCGAUCAACCUAUGGACGCAAAGUACAUACAAGAUGUGUGGAAGACUGGGGUUCGUGUGAAGAUAGACAAUGAGAGCAUGAUUGCCAAGAGAGAGGAGAUUGAGUUUAGCAUUAAAGAAGUGAUGGAGGGAGAGAAGGGCGAGGAGAUGAAGAAGAAUGCGAAGAAAUGGAGAGACUUGGCUGUCAAGUCACUCAGUGAAGGAGGCUCUACAGAUAUUAACAUUGACAAAUUUGUAACAAAGGUUCACAACAAAUAA
Molecule: messenger RNA, 1350 nt
Organism: Eruca vesicaria subsp. sativa (arugula)
Lineage: Eukaryota; Viridiplantae; Streptophyta; Magnoliopsida; Brassicales; Brassicaceae
Source: the annotation of a GenBank genome assembly